AUGAGGUCUGAAAAGGAGCAAAUGACGGCGAGCAAGGACAAGGGACUCGUCGAGAUACAGUUCAGGGACAACUCCGGGGACCAGGACAACAUUCCCAAACAGAAAGAAGAGAAGAAAGAGGUUUUUACGAAGGUGGUCAUUCGAAGGCUCCCACCUCACCUGACCAAGGAGCAGUUAGAAGAACAACUCAGCCCGCUUCCUUCCUACGAUUACUUUGAGUUCUUCCCAGCCGAUCCAAGUUUGUACCCACAUCUUUUCUCCAGAGCCUACAUCAACUUUAAAAACCAGGAUGAUAUCCUUCUCUUCAGAGACAGAUUUGAUGGCUACGUCUUCAUUGACAACAAAGGUCAGGAGUUCCCUGCUGUGGUAGAGUUUGCCCCCUUUCAGAAAGUCUCCAAGAAGAAGCUCAAAAAGAAAGAUGCCAAAGCCGGAAGCAUCGAAGAAGACCCGGAAUACAAGCGAUUCUUGGAAAACUACUCCUGUGAUGAAGAGAAGUCCAUGGCUAAUCCUGAGACCCUUCUGGGGGAAAUCGAGGCCAAGACAAGAGAGCUGAUAGCCAAACGGACAACACCCCUUUUGGAGUACAUCAGAAACAAGAAAAUGGAGAAGCAGAGAAUCCGCGAGGAGAAACGAGAGGAGAGGCGACGGCGAGAGUUUGAGAAGAAGCGACAGCGGGAGGAAGAGAAACGGAAGCGACGCGAGGAGGAGAGGCGCAAACGGAAAGAAGCCGAGAAACAGAAGAAACUCUCGGACAAAGACAUUAAAAUCAAGCUGCUGAAGAAGAGCGACAGGGACGAAGACGUGGACUCGGACCGCGUAAAGGACAAAAGUGAAGUCGGGGAUGUGGAAAGAGGAAAAUGGGAAAAAUCUGGCGGACAGAUGAAGUCCAAGGAUUCAAAGGAAAAAGGUCAACCCGAGAGCGACAAAGAGCAGCAGCCUCAGCCUCGCCGCCAACGCGACAAAGACCACCGCGGGAAAGACGACGACAGGAAGCGCCAGAGGCACCAUUACGACUUUGAUAAGUUUUCGCGGCGUAAAGACGAGACCAAGUGGGGUAAGGGUUACUGCCAGGACCGCGCCAAGAAGGAGGGCCAUCACCACGCCUACGUCUUCUGCCCCGACAGCGGAGAUAAGCAGAUGAAGGAAGACCGGGACGAGCUGGCAAACAGGAAGGAGCGCCUCCGAAACAAGGUGAGCGAGAAGGACCGCCCAGCCAUGCAGCUGUACCAACCGGGCACGCGAAAUCGCAAAGGCAUCAACUCGGCCGGCAAAGGCUACGAUUGCGUGCAAGCCGGUCACUCGCCGGAGAACGAGGCGGGGGCUUGCUUCGAGGUGGCCGCCAUGGCGACAGUGUUGGACAAAGCCUACGACAAUAGCAACGACGAGCACUUCACCGCCCCACGCUCCGCUCCCACCUCUGACCAGGCCGGGACGCACACCUGCACGCCACGACGCUACCACUCGCUAGAUAGGGACGUUAACCACUGCGCCAAUAAAGCUCAAGCCAACGGCACAGCUGCCAGCGUCCCUACAUGA
This is a messenger RNA of Nerophis lumbriciformis (worm pipefish), 1536 nucleotides long. NCBI's taxonomy places the organism in Eukaryota, Metazoa, Chordata, Actinopteri, Syngnathiformes, Syngnathidae. The record is from RefSeq and is a predicted model, not a curated record.